Molecule: messenger RNA, 156 nt
Organism: Laccaria bicolor S238N-H82
Lineage: Eukaryota; Fungi; Basidiomycota; Agaricomycetes; Agaricales; Hydnangiaceae
Exons: 2
Coding region: 1-156 (51 amino acids)
Source: RefSeq, a predicted model, not a curated record
AUGCCCUCUAUUACACAGAUUUCCAUCCAAACAGAUAGUGUAAUACUUUCGCAUUGUGAAAUUAAUGUGGAGGACUUGGCAAGCGACUACACAGAAACAGACGAUGAUGGGUCUAGAGCAUCUGAAAGUGGCUCAGAUAAUGAGCAAGAGUUAUAA